Molecule: messenger RNA, 542 nt
Organism: Carcharodon carcharias (great white shark)
Lineage: Eukaryota; Metazoa; Chordata; Chondrichthyes; Lamniformes; Lamnidae
Gene: rpl28
Product: ribosomal protein L28
Exons: 5
Coding region: 81-494 (137 amino acids)
Biological process (GO): translation
Cellular component (GO): ribosome; cytosolic large ribosomal subunit
Molecular function (GO): structural constituent of ribosome
Source: RefSeq, a predicted model, not a curated record
GGGCGGGGUGUGAUAAGGCGGCGCGCGGCGCGGCCUCGCUCUUUCCAGCGGCGGCGGCGACGGGAGCAGGUGGGUUAAACAUGUCAGCUCAUCUCCAGUGGAUGGUCAUCCGGAACUGCUCCAGUUUCCUGAUUAAAAGGAACAAGCAGGUCUACAGCACCGAGCCCAACAACUUGAAGUCCAGAAACUCUUUCCGUUACAAUGGGCUUAUUCACCGCAAAACUGUAGGUGUAGAGCCAGCAGCCGACGGAAAAGGAGUGGUGGUCGUCCUCAAAAAGCGGGCAGGUCAACGCAAACCAGCGACAUCCUAUGAAAAGAUCACCAUCAACAAGAAUGGCCGUGCUACCCUGAACAGUUUGCGACACAUCAUCCGUAAGAACAACUACCGAAAGGAUCUUCGCAUGGCUGCACUUCGUCGAGCCAGUGCCAUUCUGAAGAGUCAGAAACCAGUUGUGGUCAAGAAGAAGCGCACUCGGGCUACCAAGAGUGCAUGAACUUGUAAAAGAUUUGACAUGAUUCAUAAUAAAGGAAAAUUUUAAGUA